Rhopilema esculentum is the source of this 4821-nucleotide messenger RNA. Its product is annotated as O(6)-methylguanine-induced apoptosis 2. NCBI's taxonomy places the organism in Eukaryota, Metazoa, Cnidaria, Scyphozoa, Rhizostomeae, Rhizostomatidae. Gene Ontology annotation, biological process: positive regulation of mitochondrial membrane permeability involved in apoptotic process. The record is from RefSeq and is a predicted model, not a curated record.
UACAACAGGACGUCCUUCAGAACAACAUGAGCAGUCGGCUAGCAAAGUUGCGAAAAAUCUUGCUUAUUUGCACUUGUUGGUAGAAAUUAUUAACUGAUACGAGAUGCUGAAUAGAUAUUUGCUGUAAAGUGGAAAAGGUUAUGUCGCAAAGUGUAUUACAAAGUGUGAAAUCUGGCAGUCAAGUCGACCGGAGAUCCAAACUAUUCAAUUUACAACAUAGUACUGGCCGCCCAUUCAGAAGUCAGAGACAUAUUGCCCCAUCUAUUCCAAGCAAAUACCAAACCAUUGUCAACAGUAAUUCAGAGAGUAAAGGUUUUGGAUCAAAAGCACGAAGAUUUAAUGAUGAUCAAAACCUGCCAGAGGGACCAGCCCCUUCUCAUUAUCGUCCAGUAUCUGAAGCAACUAAGGAAUCAACCUCCUUUUCUAAAAAAGGGACAGGAUCUUUUGCAUCUAAGUCAAAGAGAUUCCAGCGAUCCAAAAAUAAUUUGAUAGCAGUGGCACCAGGUCAAUACAAUCCAGUUUAUCAGGCAAGCAGUGAUUUCAACAAAGCAUCUUGCACAAGUAAUUUUCACUUGCCGAUUGCUGUAAAUAAAGAUGAUCAGCAGCACAAAUUUUCAACACCAGCACCAAACAAAUAUGUUAUUUCGAAUAAAGUUACUGGCCGCAUUGCACGUGAGAACAAUGUUGCUGCUUUAGCGGCUUUCAAAUCAAGGUCAAGAAGAGAUCUGCUGAAUUUCAAAGUAAUGAAAGCGAAUCCUGCACCAGGGGCUUACAAUGUCGAUGACGCAAUCACGAAGGCCAACCCCCGCCAUGCAACUGCGCCUUUUAAAUCGACUACGGAAAGAGGGAUGUUGCAGAACAUCAACUCUUAUCCCGGUCCUGGCUCAUACCGCCCUUUCGAGCCUCAGGCAAUACCGGAUCGAAAACGCCUACCGAGACAGCAUUACCUGUGCAUCUCAGCACCCGCUAUGCCACUACCCCCUUCACCACCGCUACCUGGACCUGGCCAUUACAAUCUUGUCAACUACGAAGGUGAACCGCGCAGAUAUGUCACAAGCUCAGUAUUCGUUUCAACCACCAACCGUCUGAUGGGCCAGGAACUACAAGACAAUGAGUCUGAACCAGGCCCAGCAACGUACAAUCCCCAAAGCAUUGGAAAACAAUCUUUUAUAUACAACGUAGAGAGCAAAUGGAUAUAGGCACUGGUAAACAGCUAAGAGAUACGAACUGACAGUUCUUGAGUGUGAAAGAUAGAUUGGUAUGUGAAAACUCGAGAAUCUUACUGUUUAUAACUACUUUUGCAGAAGUCUUUUAUGACUUGACAAGAAUUAAGAAUUUUGAAUAGAUUUAUUCAAAAUUCCCUUCCAUUAUUUUUUAUGUGAAUAUAGUAACUAUAUAAAUUAGUAUGUUAGCUUUGUAAAUAUUGUAAGAAUUAUUUACAUAAUUGUUAAAAUGUGUCGAUUUUGCAAGAAAUAGACGUUCAGCAAAGGGAACUUUUUCUACGAAUAGCAAUGGCCUAAUCUGGGAGAGCUUUAAAUGAAUCACGGCCUUAGACCCGUUACCAUGCGUGCUAUUUUGGCCCGGAUGGCUAGGAGCAUAUCUGAAGAGUGGUUUUGGAGUGUGUGAGCCCCUGGUUCCUAAUUAGCUGAGUGGUAAAAUCUUCAGCUUUUUUUAAUCUAUUGGUAGUAGAUAAAAUAAGAACAUAAUUUUCCCCUGCGUAACAUCACAUUGCAUACCGGCUUUGGUGAUGUGUAAGAAAUAGUUGCAAGGCAAAAAUUUUCAUCAACAGUUUGACAUUUUAUUCAAUAAAAGCAUGACUUUCCUACAAAAAACUUUGCUCUUUACAGUCCAACAGUCCAACUUCAUUUUGCCCUACCAAAAUAAUGUUUAUAUACCCAAGGCCAAUGCACACUUGCAUGCUUGUUGCUUUGGCUUAAAUGUUAUCUUACUCAAGCCCUUUCUCGAUUUCGACAAAAUUUGCACUUUGCGUAGCUUGAAACGUUUUACGAGUUAUUUAAUGCCAGCAUUUGGCUGAAGCAGCCUCGCAGAUGACGAAUAAAAUGGAUAGAGGAAUAAAUCCUUUCAUUUCAUUUCAUUUUCAGUUAUUUAAGCAUGGUAGCCCAUUCAGCCAUGCAGGCCUACACGGGGCCAUACAUCUAACAUAAGAAAAACUUGAAUAAAGUAAAAUAACAUACAUAUUUACAAUGGAUCUUAAAAUAUUACAAUACAAUGCACAAUCUGCUCGGGCUCUAAGUUAUCCCUCCCAACCCAAUUUUUGAUACUCUUAACAAUAAUUUCUUUUCUAUUUACCCUUUUGACUCAUAAUCAAAGGUGUACCGGUGGAUGUCUCUGUCCAGACAUUUAUGAAGAUAUUUUCUGCUCCUUGCCCCCUUUUAUCCCUGGGAAGACCCGAACUGUCCGGUCUGUGCUUCAGUUUCUGGUUUUAUGCUCAAGUCUCUCUGCCCUGUAAGUAAUUGCUCUUGCUUUGCUUGUAGAAAGCCAUAUUCAGACAUAUCGGAUUUUGUUCAUUUAAUCGGAUUCUCCGUUGUGGUGUUUUGGCGGUAUUUUGACUGAGUAGCUGUUCCUAAACACGUUAAAAUAAGCUCAAUGACAUUUCCUUUUGAAGCCACUUUCUCAUGAUCCUAACUUCUUUCGAACAUCAAAAGCUACAAAAUCUCUUAUCCCUGCAAAUCCGGGUUAAGUACACCACUGUAGGUCUUUCCUUCUUUCCUAGGCCAUUUACUAUCACAGCUUGUCUUGAAUGAUAACAUUCUAUAUAGUCAGGCAACAGCGUACGACGCAGAAUCAUUUCAUUGAUUGUUUUCUCCACGCAAAUAAGUUGCAAUAGUCCAUAGUAGUAAAAGUUUGUUUGUACGAUGCAAGUUACUCCAUAAUUGCAUCGUGUGAACAAGAAUAUUUUUUCUUAUCGAUCUCAAUUAAAGCUAAAAAUUGAGGUGGACCUGGGAUUGGGGAUAACACUUGUUUGCUUUCACAAACGCACCUACAACUGCUCAGUGUAUUUAUUUAGAUUUUAUUAGCGUUUAACUCUCGGGUGCUCUUUUAUGAGAAGGCAUUCUUUGCAACAAUUGCCAACCCAAAACCAGGCACCGCACAGCCAUCGGGCUAGCAUGAGCCCCCCAACUUUUUUUGCAAUAAUAGGUUAGAAGUUUGUUAGAAAAUUUACUCUAAUGCAAACUUUGAAAGUUUACGCUAACGGAUCCUAAGUAGUAGCAUCUCUUCUUGACUGGGAACCCUUUUCUGUUCACUUUUAGGUGUCUUAUCUUGUUAAAUAUAUUUCUUUAGUAAUUGAUAUCCUCUCUGAAUCGGAUUGCUUAUAAAAGGUAGGGGGAAAGAAGUAUUUACUGAAAGGGACGUUUCCCGGUGCUCUAAAGAGCGUGGUCUAAAAAAAUUCGGUCACGCCCAUUUCAGCCCAUCAACUUUUAGACUGGUGAACGGUGCCUGCCCAAAGUUCUAGCUGGAAGAACAUAAGGCCGGUUACCCCCAAAAUGCUGGGGACGCUAAAUAAAGAAAAAUGAUUUCACAGACUGCAGUGCCCGGAGACGGCGAGGGAGACGGUGUCACGAAGUAGAUCAUCUCUCCUGCUUUGGUGUAAAAAUGCGACCUUCUACCAUUUUCUUCCUUUUUAAAGUCUUAUACUCAUAAUCAAUUGCCCCUACUAAUAGAAUCAGUAAGUUGUUAAGCCACGAUUUGAGGCAGUUCAUUUAUUUUAAGUACACAUAUGAAUUGUAAAGUUCUCGUAACUGUUUGCUUUCCCUCGCCCGUCGUAGAAGUUUCAAUCCAACAGGAAUUUUGAUUAUUUCCAUUUAUUACAGAUGAAUCAUUCGGAACCAGAUGAAUCAUGCUUUUUCGGCUCUAGCAUCGGUAUCAGGGAUCCACGCCAAGAAUUUGAAAAUGGAGGGGGGGGGCAAGGCUAGCAAAAGUGGGGGGCCAAGGCUUCUUUACCUUUUUACUGCAACUUUAAAACAACCUGAGUUCUUCAGCAUUGAACUAGCUUCCCAAUCCCUCUACCGGUAGACAUUUCUGUUGUAUUCCAUCGAUGAAUUGUUUUUGGAUUCAAUAUUCUUUCAGUAAGAACCAUUAUUCAUAAGUUUGUGACCAACAUACUUGCGGUCGAUUUUUAUUUAAAAACUCGAAGCAUUUCCUAUAAUAUUUCUAAACUUAGCAAAUUCUUUCUAGAUUAAUCUAUUCAUAAUGUGGCUUGCUGUCAAUUUGGUUUAGGUUUGCCUGUACUCUGUUUUAAUGCCAUUUUGUGUAGCCAAAUGCAUCUGCGACGGUCAUUUCACAAGGGAAGUGUCACCAUUCACAUCCUUAAGGUUUAUGUUCUGCCUUCUGGUGUAUCUGUAGCAGCCCUCGUAUGAACUGAUAGAGGAGGUAUAUGGAUGUCCUGCUCUCUCGGCAAUCCCCCCCCCCCCCCCAUGGUUAGUUUCUCGAUAGCCACUGGAUACAGAAUUCAAUUUCUAAGCAAUUAUUCAAGAUUUGAAUGUAGCCAGAAUUGAAUGUCUAGAUUUUUGUUAUGUGAAGGAAAUUCUUAAAUCAUCAAAUCACUUCACGAAGUAUUCUUUGCCAAAUUGUUAUCCCUCCUCGAUCACUUUUGUUGGGCUAAAGCGAAAUUCAAAAUCGAUUUUGCUGCUACUAGGGAAAGCAGGGGGGUUAAAUAGGCGUAGGAGACGCCCACAUCUCGUUGCACCGCCAUUAGACACCGUCGUUUUCUUCCUAGUGUAUCCAUAGCGUAUUGCGUUUGUUUAAACUUAACAGUUCGUACACAUGCUCUUAUUUUCGCCUAUAAGUACCAGGUUUUUU